GGACAUGCGGGUCGAAAAACCGACUUUUUCCCGAAAAUUACCGAUUUUUCGUUUGUGCUUGUUUUAUUAUCUUCAUACAUCCUAUAUUUACGUAUAAAAUAAUCAGAACAAUAUUUGUACGAAAAGUUUAUGAAAACCGCGUCUGAACAACUCGCGGCAGGCCGAGAAAUCGCUAAAUUUUUCGAAUCUCGCCCAUCUUUGAGCGGCUCCAACUCGCGAUAGCGGCGCCGUCCGCCAUUGCUAAUGUUUGGGCAGGUAGCGACAACCUUCCUCUCGCUGGCGAAACAUCCGUCAGUUUCGUAUUUCCUCGGCCAAUAAUAAUAAACUGCGCAUUUUGCCGCGUCUUUCGCGCGUCUCUACUGGACCUUUAAAUCACGUGGUCCCAUCGCGCGACCGCCAUUGGCUGAGCGGCUUGCGGGACAGGAGCGAAGCCUGGGUGUUGCUCUCGCGUCGCUACGUCGCAAACAAGAACUGCAGUGUUUCUACGUUUUUCCGACUUUAUUUGCGAUGGACAACUGUAAAAAGCGCGAUUUUACUGUUCGAAAGUUCCGGAGCAAGUACAAGUUCCAAGGAAGGCGGCGCAAACUCAAGCGGAGAACGCCAACGGCGCAAAGUUUACCGCUGCCCGAUAGGCCUAACCGCAGCAACGAUGGCUGUUCCGGCGGCUCCGAAGAGAUCGACCCAGUUGACGCUGCGUUCACGUUUGUCAGUGCUUCGGAAAAAAAAAAUCGGGUUCUUCGAAAACGAAGAGAGACGAAGCGGCGAUGGUUCUGCGAGUGCAGUGGUGUGUGACAUUGGUGCACUGACGACACUAGUGAGCGGUGUGACUUGCCCCGCUUGUCACGAAGGCAAACUCUCCGUUCGGGAGUCGGCGGAGAAGCGUAAGGGACUUGCGUCGUUCCUCGAACUGCAUUGUGAGAACAGCGAGUGCCCAGAGUCAGUUCUUUCGUCAACGUUUACGUCAAAACGUGUCACCCCCAGUGGAGCCGAAAGCGCGAACGGACGCCACGACAGUGGGAGCUCGCGCGACGGUUUUGCAGUCAAUGUGAAGGCUGUAGUGGCCACGCGUGCGAUAGGAGCCGGACACGAGCAGCUCUCACGCUUCUGUGCUAUUCUCGGCCUGCCGAAGCCUAUGCACCAUAAGACCUUCAAUUCGAUCGGCAAGAAGGUUCAUGACGCUGCCAUGACAGCCGCCAGUCAGAACCUUGAGAAGGCCAGGCUCCUGACCAAAGAGGAGGUGGGUGGAGCGGAUGUCGCCGUAAUGUUUGAUGGUACUUGGCAGAAGAGGGGCCACAAGAGCCACAACGGUGUGGGCACAGCCGUGUCUGUGGACACUGGUCUGUGUUUGGAUUUUGAAGUUUUGUCAAACUACUGCCUUGCAUGUAGUCGGCACCAAGACUUGGGUGAAGAAGAAGAGGCCUGGCAGGCAUUCCAUAGUGUUGACUGUGAGAGGAAUGUUGAGUGCUCCUCCCAUGCCAUGGAGACGGAGGCAGCAGUCCGCAUAUGGCAGAGAACCCCAUUCUACAAGACGCCACUGCGCUUUACAAAGUUUUUGAGCGAUGGAGAUAGCAAGGCGUUCACAGCAGUGUCCGAGGCCGACGUGUAUGAUGGAGCAGCAAUUGAGAAGGAAGACUGCACUAACCAUGUGGCGAAGCGUCUUGGCCCUGGCCUUCGCAAACUCAAGACUCCGCUACCACGUGGGGAGAAGCUCAAGGACGGCACCAUCCAGAAGCUUCAAACAUACUACCAGAUAGCAGUGAUAAGCAACAGAGCCGACAUCCGCGGCAUGUAUUGUGCCAUAUGGGCAUCAUACUUCCACUCUUGCUCUACGAACACUGCUCACAGCCACAAGUUCUGCCCAGAGGGAGCGACGUCUUGGUGUAAACACAAACGAGCCGAAGCCCUGGGAGAGCCUGCGCCAGACCACACCCCAACCCUGACCAAGGCCCAGGGGAAGGCAGUGCUCCCCAUCUACAGACGGUUGACUGACGAGAAGCUGCUGGCCCGCUGUAUCCGAGGGAAAACCCAGAAUGCUGCCGAGUCCCUGAACAGCAAGAUCUGGCUGCUCUGCCCAAAGACAAGGUUUGCCUCCCGGACGGUCGUGGAAACGGCCACAGCGAUAGCAGUCCUGUGGUUCAAUAGGGGGCAUGCAAGCUUCGAACAUGUCUUGGAGGAGCUCGGAGUGCUUCCACCUGAAGGACUUCUCACACUUGGCGACUCCCGUGACGAUCUACGGAUCCGGAGAAUGUCUGCCCAGCAGACAGCGGAGGCACGAGCCCAUCGCCGCAGCAUGGUCACGAAGGCCCGUCUCGAGGACUCUAGCCGCAAGGACCAUGAGGGAACAACGUACAGUGCAGGAGACUUUUAGACACUCUGCAUUCUCCCUAGGCACCCCGCUCCAGCCAAGUUUUGUGUAAUUACUGUUGCUCUUUGACGGGAAUACAUCUUUUGAACUUUCA
This is a messenger RNA of Ixodes scapularis (black-legged tick), 2459 nucleotides long. RefSeq lists its product as uncharacterized. Bases 650 to 2368 code for a protein of 572 amino acids. The record is from RefSeq and is a predicted model, not a curated record. The transcript has a single exon. Lineage: Eukaryota; Metazoa; Arthropoda; Arachnida; Ixodida; Ixodidae.